Lecanosticta acicola is the source of this 2625-nucleotide messenger RNA. Lineage: Eukaryota; Fungi; Ascomycota; Dothideomycetes; Mycosphaerellales; Mycosphaerellaceae. The record is from the annotation of a GenBank genome assembly.
AUGCCGCCUCCUCCGCCCUCGUCGAAUAUCCGCGCAUUCGUGCAUUGGAAGGAGCCGACAGUCCAUGCCGGAGAGGACAUCGAAUGCAUCAUAACAUUUAAGAACAUCGCGCUGCCCCCCGGCAGUAGAGGGGAAGAGGAGGGGACACAGCCACCUGCCAGCGCCAAUGGGGGCGGGCAUGGGAGAAGAGCUUCGUAUAUGCCCUCGGCGACACAUAGCAGGAGGUCAUCUAUCGCGCAGGUGAAGCCAUCUGCUCUGUCAAGAGCGGCGUCCACUGCCAGUGCAAAAGGAGGGCUCCCAAAUCGAGGACAUCGCCCGGCAUUGUCGCUGAAUGUGGUCGGUGCACCAGCAAGAGCCACAAGUCUACAGAGCGCACAACUUUCGCAACAACAUCAACAGCUGGGCGCGGGACCGAAUAGCGCUGUGAGGCCGAGCAAAAGUCAUGGCAGAUCGCUUUCUAUCAUGUCGCUGGGCAGCGAGCCCGGCAGCGAGGGGAGACCACCAGCAACUGGGCCAACAACUGGCAAGAGAACGGGUAGAGUCCAUGCUCGUAGUGCGAGUCUGCAGCACCCACCCAGACUACUCGGCCAGUCACCAGCUUUGACCAUGCCAUCGCCUAGACAACCAUCUCCCUUAUGUGAGGCUACUACUUCCCCAGCCUUGCCAGAGGGACAAGCGAUGCCAUUAAGGCCGUCAAGGAGGCGACCUGGAACGGUAUCCGCGGAUCAGACACCGCAGCUAGGUCGCAAUCCGAGCAUGAGGAAGCCUCCGGCAACAGAUACAUCUGAUCCAGGCUUCAAUGGCUUCAAAUUCCCAGCAGUCGAGAAGACGUCGCCUCCCAACCACGAGUCCGGCCGCAAGCUCGUUCGCAGCCCGUCCAAUAUGCACUCAGGUCAGAAGAGGUCCCUUUCUCCGCGACCUCUAGACGGCUGGUCUGGGGCUAGCAAUUUGAACCCGAUCACGAGAGUCAUGUCAGAGACCUCUAACGAGGGGACUCCGCGAACGAGCAGCGAGUUGUACUCUAUGAGCAAUCAUAGCGAUGAGACGCUGACGUCGGAAUUGCCAUUGCAGCAGCAAUUUGGAAGGUUGAUUCCUAAGAUCACUCAUUCAAGACGACCUUCGCGGUCACCGCAGAAUAGGAGAGCUGAGCCAGAAACACUGAUGAUGGCAUACGUGAAGACAAUGGGAAAUUUCAGCCUAGAUGCAAGCCUGGUCAAUGCUGCCCCCUUCGAAGAAGUCAAGAGGAAAGGUGUUCAGGGUGGCGGCGGUGUUGUUGGCGUUGAGCGCUCAAAACGAUCAUCUGGUCUCUUCGGCGCGUUGAGCUGGGGCAACAUCGGCGAGUCACUCGGUGGUCUCCUUGGUGGCGACGAAAUGAGCUCGAUGGCGCAAAUGAAAGCAAGUGUGGGCACCAAAACCAUCCCGAUACUAUCGACACCGCAGAGUCUCCUCUUUGUCGACUUAAAAUUGGGCCCAGGCGAAAGCAGAAGCUACAACUACAGGUUCUCGCUUCCCCGAGGCAUGCCGCCCAGUCAUCGCGGAAGAGCAAUUAAAGUCUCGUACCAUCUGUCACUUGGAGUUCAACGGCCGGAAGGACAAGUCGUUAAGCAUGUCGAAAUUCCUUUCCGUGUCCUGGGUAGCUAUGACGCUCGUGGCGACAUGCUUGGUCACGACCUUAUGUCUCCUUAUGUGCUCAUGCAGGAUGCAGCUCGAACUACCACCAUCACGCUGGAUCAGUUGAGCUCUGGUUCAUUUUCGAAAUUCGCCAGCAAACGCGAGAAUAGAAAACAGAAAAGUCCCAAACAGGGCCUGGAAGACUUCCUUCGCUAUACUGAAAGAUUGAUGGAGACGCCGAAAGAUUCAAAUGGCAUUCUGUUGUCUCCUACCUCUCCGGCCUCUCCAGAUUCGUUACACCAGACCCUAUCAAGACAAGGGAGCCUUACCGAGAUGCAACCGACCAGCAUCAAGGAGUCCAUUGAUUUUGCGAUAUUACGAUCCAAUCUUGUCUCCAAAGCCGGCAAGGGAGCGGAAUCGCAGAGUGCCAAUCGUUUCAACAUUGCGCGUUCAGGCCAACCGGUAGCUAUACUUACAAUGUUACGGCCGGCGUACAGGCUCGGAGAAUCAGUCACUGGCAUUGUCGAUUUCACUGAUCGAUCUCCGGCAUCAGACCCCUCAUCACAAGCUCCCACUUACUCGGUGCUCGUGGAACUGGAGUCGGCCGAGCAAGUCGACCCGUCCCUGGCGUUAAGAAGCAGUCACUCCAUCAAUCGGGUGACGAGAAAAGUACAUGCUUCCGUGCGCGAGAAUUCCUUGUUUGCACGACAGGUUGGCUUCAACCUCAGCGUCCCAUCCAACGCGGCACCCACUUUUGAGACAACCGGAGUGAGUCUGGUCUGGAGACUGAGGAUCGAGUUCACGACUCAAAGACAGGUCCAAGGACUUGGAAUUGGCAGCGACGACUCCAAAGAGGAGCUAUUCGAAGAGACUGGAAGCGAUGAGAGAGGCACGACAUCCAUUGCCAAAGAGAGGCUUUCGGUCGACACCUUUGAGAUUGCGGUGCCACUCAAGGUGUAUGGAGCUGUUGGAAUUGACUCUGUGGGCUCUGCGAGCGAGCCGCUUCUUGUAUAG